Molecule: messenger RNA, 489 nt
Organism: Cryptomeria japonica (Japanese cedar)
Lineage: Eukaryota; Viridiplantae; Streptophyta; Pinopsida; Cupressales; Cupressaceae
Product: putative disease resistance protein RGA3
Exons: 2
Coding region: 1-489 (162 amino acids)
Biological process (GO): defense response
Molecular function (GO): ADP binding
Source: RefSeq, a predicted model, not a curated record
AUGGCCGUCCAGAAAUUAACUGAUGAGGCAAAGCUACUACUGGAUUUCAGCAAUGAUUUCUCGUGUUUAAACGAUAAUCUCACAAAUGUAAGUGGUUUUCUGCUAGAUGCUGAUCAACAGUCUCCACAUAAUGAAGGUGUAAAGCAAUGGCUGGAGAAGAUGCAAUGUUUGUCGAAGCAAGAGAGUUGGAGUCUGUUUUGCUUCUAUGCGUUUAAGGGAAAUAAAGUGCCAAAUCAUCAGCUUGAAGAAGUUGGCCGUGACAUUUUAAAGCAGUGUGGAAAUUUGCCGCUAGCUAUCAAAAUGGUAGCUGCAUCUCUGCCGAAGACCACGAUGCCAAGGGACUGGGAGCCCAAGCUCCAUCGGCUUAAAGAGGUAGUUGUUACCGAUGAUGAUCAGAUCAUGCCUUUUCUCAGACUCGGUUAUUUCUCAUUGCCUGCACGUCUUAAAGCGUGCUUUGCUUAUCUUUCUUUCUUUCCCAAGGUUGAGUAG